GAUAAGGCCACUGCUGGGACAGUGGGCCUGCUAUAGGUCCCCAGGCUAAGAGACGGGAGGCUGCUCUGUAACUCAAUACAAGGAUUGCCGCGCCACACCUGCGCACAUUGGUGAUGUCCUUCGGCAGCCGACCAUCGGGAGGGCCCGACAAACAGCAGCCGCCUGUGGCACUCUUCGUGACUACCGAGCCAACGACAAUGUUAGCCACCAUUUCUGAAUCGUGCGGAUGUUUUGAUCAAGAAGGUCGCGAUGAUAAGAGUCGGUUGCUACCGCAAAGCGUAUUGCCCCACUCCGGUACGAACCCUGAAGGUUACAUCGCACGCACGACGAUCUGGACAUGGCCCAACUUGGAGCUGCAGCCGAUAUCCAAGCUGCUCCCUACAAAAGAAAGCAUGGGCUGGUGGAAUUUGAUAGCUUUCCAACGCCUCUCGAAAUGCACGACGUCCUUCGUUUCGGCGGCUUAUUGCUGCUCGCGUCGGUAUCAGUUCAAGCUCGCGGGAUUCCAACAAUCCCUUUGGUGGAUACCGAUGGCAAACUAAGCCUGAGCGGGAUCAGCAGCAUCGUUGUGGACAGCCAGUACGCUGAGUCUACUAAUACCAAAGGGGAGACUCUGAUACCACCUUCACUAGAAGAAUUUGCGAAAACUUUUGCGGAAGACCUCAGAGGACUGCAUGUCAAUGUCAGCUGCCAGACCGGAGCUAACGCAUCUGCUGGAUCCAUCUUUCUUACUCUCGGGGAGCCGGAAGCAUAUCUCGACGUUGCUGGACGGGAAUCUGCGGAAGGUUACUCGCUGUCUGUAUCGAGCGAUGGCAUACAGAUCGCGGGAGCCAGUUCUCUCGGUGCUUGGUGGGCAACGCGAACCGUUCUCCAGCAGGCCAUUUUAGGCAAUGGUUCAAUCCCAUACGGUUCUUUCAGCGACACUCCGGGGUGGGGAAUCCGAGGAAUGAUGCUUGAUGCCGGUCGCCACUACUAUCCUCCUGAUUUUCUGAUGGAAAUGUGCGCUUACAUGUCAUUCUUCAAACAGAACACCUUCCAUGUUCAUCUGAGCGACAACCUUUAUAACAAUGUCAAGAUCUACAGCCGGGAAAGAUCACUAGACCUCUACGCUCGCUUUCGACUCUGGUCGGAUGACGAUGCGGUUGCCGGACUGAACAACUACAAGAACGAAUCUUAUACCAGGGAACAGUUCGACGAGAUCCAGUCAGCAUGCGCAGCCCGUGGAGUCACCAUUCUCCCAGAAAUCGAAGCUCCUGGCCAUUCUCUGCCCUUUGUCCAAUGGAAACCAGAACUUGGACUUGCAGAUGACCUUUCCUUGCUGAACAUCAGCCACCCUGAGACUAUUCCGACAAUGAAGACAGUAUGGAGCACUUUCCUACCGUGGUUCCAUACGAAAACCGUCCACAUAGGCGCAGACGAGUACACAGCGGAGGUCAAUGACUAUAAUAUCUUUGUCAACAGCAUGGCAGACCACAUUCAUAAUGAGGCAAACAAGUCCACAAGGAUCUGGGGGACUUUUCCACCUAACUACACUGAUCCCGACUACAUCAACAUCUACGAAAACGUUUCAGUGCAACACUGGGAGUUCUUCGAGGACAACCCUCUGUACGACUAUAUCUUGAACAAUUACACAGUACUGAACUCUGAUGACACGUACUACGUGGUGAACAAAUGGUCUGGCAGUUACCCGCCUCAAGUCAACGUCUCCGCAACUUUCAUCGGUAACCCCAACACUGGAGGGGGCCUUUGGUAUCCAUAUGUUUUCGACGCCCGAAACAGCUCAAAUAAUCCAUCUCGUGAUGAGCCCCACGUUCUUGGGGAGAUAGCACCGCUUUGGAACGAUUAUGGUCCGAAUGCCACCGUGUAUUCGGAGACCUUCUACGCAUGGAGAAGAGGAAUACCCGCUUUGGCUGACAAGCAAUGGGGUGGUAACCUGACUGCGGAUGAGUUUGAUGCUAUCCUCGAGGAACUCAGGACGUACAUUCCGGGGCAGAACCUCGAACGCUCGGUCCCUUCCGUCACAUCGACGAUACUGGACUACUCGUUCGACGAAGGGUACGCUACAGGAUCAACUGUAUCAGAUCGUUCCGGUAACGGUUAUGAUGGCAAUAGCGACUGUUCAAGGACAGAGAGAGGAUCUCUUCUUGUUGAUGCUUGCACCCUUACGACACCGUUGCUGUCAAAGGGGAGGGACUACACGCUGACUCUAUCUUUACUCGUAUCCUCCCUGGGCAACGCCACGGACGCAACGCUGAUAUCGGGCCUUGAUUCCACCCUGAUGCUAACGCCCAACAUCACGCUCUUCCAGGGAGGCAAUCAUUAUCGGCUCAAUUCAACCUUGGCGCUAAACCAGCGACUUGACUUGAGUAUUAUCGGACGGGGAAAUCAAACAUUCGCCAGAAUCAAUAAAGGUAGAGAAGAAGAAUUUCUAACCAAAAUGGGCAUCAACGGCGAACGGUUUGAGUGGGGCCCGCUAGCAAUUGAAGCGCCGGUAAACAAACUGGGAGGCGAGAAUGCGGGGUGGCGCGGCGAAAUAUACGCCUUGAAGCUCAAGAACGUAGCGUGACAACUCCUAAAGGCACACGCGCGCAACUGAGAUGUUUCUGUUAUUCGUGGAUCCGAAAGUCUCCGAAUAGAGGUUGUUCGCGCAGAUUGUAUAUAGCCGGUGGACCCAAGAUCGUGAAACAAGCUAAGCCAACCAGAGCCUACUGUGACGAUCGAAACAAUCUUGAUAGUGCCCCUAGCAUAACCUGUGCAUAUUGCAGGAUGGGGUACAGCAUAACGAAUUACUCCUUGUCUGCUAGUCUUGUGGACGGACC
Molecule: messenger RNA, 2816 nt
Organism: Paraphaeosphaeria sporulosa
Lineage: Eukaryota; Fungi; Ascomycota; Dothideomycetes; Pleosporales; Didymosphaeriaceae
Product: glycoside hydrolase, catalytic core
Exons: 4
Coding region: 338-2563 (741 amino acids)
Biological process (GO): carbohydrate metabolic process
Molecular function (GO): beta-N-acetylhexosaminidase activity
Source: RefSeq, a predicted model, not a curated record